UUGAAAAACCUUAUUUGUGGUUUGUGGUUCGACCGCUGAGUGGGCCGGAAAAUAUAAAGAAAAAAAAUGUCAAGCAACUACGAAGGAUACAAGUCGCCAUUGAGCACACGCUAUGCCAGCAAGGAGAUGCAGUUUUUGUUCAGUGAUCAGAACAAGUUCUCGACUUGGCGGCAGCUGUGGGUUUGGCUAGCUAAGGCAGAGCAUACGCUUGGGUUAGACAUAACCGAAGAACAAAUAGCACAAAUGGAGUUGCACAUUAAGGACAUCGAUUUCGAGGCAGCGGCCGCCGAGGAGCGUCUCACGAGGCACGAUGUUAUGGCACACGUACACGUCUUUGCCAAGCAGUGCCCGGCGGCAGCACCAGUCAUUCACCUGGGUGCUACUUCAUGCUAUGUGGGCGACAACACGGAUCUCAUUGUGCUGCGCGAUGCAUUGCAGCUUCUAUUGCCACGCGUGGCAACAGUUGUAGGGCGCCUUCGGCAGUUUGCCGAGACUUAUAGAGCCCUGCCGACAUUGGGAUUUACGCAUCUGCAGCCAGCGCAGCUGACUACAGUUGGUAAACGCGCUUGUCUGUGGAUACAGGACCUACUAAUGGACGAGCGUGCCCUGGGUCGCUGUCUCGAGGAUCUGCGCUUUCGCGGCGUAAAAGGAACCACCGGUACGCAGGCUUCGUUCAUGGAGCUCUUCAAUGGAGAUAGCCAAAAGGUGAAACAGCUGGACACGCUAGUAACUAAGCUGGCAGGCUUUAGCAAGCCCUAUGCCGUCACCGGGCAGACAUAUACACGCAAAGUGGACGUCGAGGUGAUGGGUGCCCUGGCCAGCCUAGGGAGCAGCAUACACAAAAUGUGCUCUGAUCUGCGCAUUCUAGCUUCGCGCAAGGAGAUCGAGGAGCCCUUCGAGAGCACACAGAUUGGCUCGUCUGCGAUGCCAUAUAAACGUAACCCGAUGCGUUCGGAACGAUGCUGUGCCUUGGCUCGCCAUCUGAUCACGUUGUUCAGCAAUGCGGCGAAUACGCACGCCACACAGUGGCUGGAGCGCACUCUGGAUGACUCAGCUAACAGGCGGUUAACGUUGUCGGAAGGCUUCUUGUCUGCUGAUGCGGCUCUGCUUACGCUUCUAAAUAUCACCCAGGGACUGGUGGUCUAUCCGAAGGUCAUAGAGAGGCACAUUGCUCAGGAGCUACCAUUCAUGUCCACGGAGAAUAUUAUCAUGGCAAUGGUUAAAGCCGGUGGCGAUCGCCAGGUGUGCCACGAGAAGAUACGCAUUCUCUCCCAAGAGGCCGGUGCUCAGGUCAAGCAGUUUGGCAAAGACAACGAUCUGGUGGAGCGCGUACGCAACGACUCAUACUUUGCGCCCAUUCUGGAUAAACUGGACCACAUUCUGGAUGCACGCACUUUUACUGGCCGUGCCAGCGAACAGGUGGGCGAGUUCAUUGCCGAGGAGGUGCAGCCCGUGCUAGCCCGCUACAGCGACGCCCUCAAGAGUGUCCAGAAUGUACAGCUAAAUAUCUAAAAAUAAUUGUUCCAUCAUUUUUGUAAUCCUUUAAGCUCAAAGCUAUUAAACACAUUCACAUAUUUUGUUAUGACGUA
Molecule: messenger RNA, 1589 nt
Organism: Drosophila montana
Lineage: Eukaryota; Metazoa; Arthropoda; Insecta; Diptera; Drosophilidae
Gene: Adsl
Product: adenylosuccinate lyase
Exons: 1
Coding region: 67-1512 (481 amino acids)
Biological process (GO): 'de novo' AMP biosynthetic process
Cellular component (GO): cytosol
Molecular function (GO): N6-(1,2-dicarboxyethyl)AMP AMP-lyase (fumarate-forming) activity; (S)-2-(5-amino-1-(5-phospho-D-ribosyl)imidazole-4-carboxamido) succinate lyase (fumarate-forming) activity
Source: RefSeq, a predicted model, not a curated record